AUAGAUUAUUUUCAGUUGCUUAUGUCUCAGGUUCCUUAAAUCUUAGAUUUUUGAAAUUAAUAUAACAGCUUAUGUAAAAUUUAUUUAUCUCAUACAUUUAAAGACUGAGGGUGGAUAACGCUUAUGUGUGUGUCCGGGGGUCAGCAUGAGGAGACGUGUUUACUGUCCAGUCUGGAGUACAGUUGUUUUACCUUUUAUUUCGCUCAUUGCUUCGCUAUCUAAUGUAAAAGCUGCUUCUAACGCGCAUGUCCUCCACAAUGGCCGCGUCCCAAUCCGUUGACGGCGUAGGGCAUCAUCGACGCGUUUUAAAUCAGGUGACUCGAAAGUACCAACGACGGCCAAAUAUGCCGCCUUGGUAUGCAGCAAACCGGGGUUUGAGACACGGUUAAUGUGGCACGAGCAAAUGUACGUAUAAAAUAGGCGAUGUUCUUGAGAGGACCUUUAAAAUUUCUGCAUCUUGGGACGUGGAGGACAGAACAAACAGCAGGUUUAGCAUAACAGAACUGUGUGACUGGAAGAACAAAAGACAAGAGUUUUAUAGUUUGCCCCAGUCAUGCAUAAGACGGGGACAACCCCUUCCUCCAGGGGUCCUAGUGCACCAGGCUCACCGGCUACCUCUAUUGUGGCAAGAAUGGACAAUCAGGUCAUUGGAUAUAAGGACUUGGCAGCCAUCCCCAAAGACAAAGGCAUACUCGAGGUGGAACGGCCAGAUCUUAUGGUGUACGAGCCACAUUUCAAUAUCUCGGCCCUAGAUCGGACCGGUCUCUCCAGAAGCAGAGAGAGAUCAAUGUCACCUCAUUCCAUCUCGCCCCCUUGUUCCCCUGAGAUAUUUGCCUCAAAAGAGCCAAAGGAGUGGCCCGAGCAGUGGUCUCCCGGAGGAUCCAAUAUGGGCUCCACAGUGCAGCUCCGCAAGAUCAGCCCCGCAUCCAAGGGUCCCCUGCAGCACUUCCACAGACCAGACAGUGGCACCAACAUCUAUAAGAAGCCUCCAAUUUACAAACAUGAAAGACAUACUGGAACAUCUAAUAAUAAACAGGAUAAUAUCAUUGAGUCCUCCAAGUUCCCAGCAGCCCAGCCACCUGAUCCCAACCAGCCUUCAAAGAUAGAGACAGAGUACUGGCCAUGUCCACCCUCUCUAGCUACAAUGGAGAUUGAGUGGAGGAAAAAGGCAGUCGAGCAGGGAAAACCAGUCGAGGAUGAUGAGUUUGAGGACCUGACUGAAGACGCAAAGAUAUUGCAAGAACAGGAACUUCAGAAGAUACAGUCUAACUUGGGCAAAUUAAUCCUGAAGGAGGAAAUAGAGAAAUCAGAGCUCAUUCGCAGAAAAACACGUUCCCUGCCAGAUGGGACAAAUAUAAACUUGGGAUCAUCAGCCAGUGGUCAUAAAUCCACCUCUCUACCUCCUUGCAGUCGAACAGGCCUCACAAGGCUGCAUUCAGCAGACUUUACCUCCACAGACAACGGAAAAGCAAAAACAGGUGUACAGAAUGGCGAUUCACACAGUGGGAGAAUGGACAGAGGAAACUCGCUUCCUAGUAUUCUGGAACAGAAGAUAUAUCCAUAUGAAAUGCUGGUUGUGACCCACAGAGGGCGCAGUAAACUUCCACCAGGUGUUGACAGGACAAGAUUAGAGAGACAUUUGUCUCCAGAAGUGUUCCAGAGCUUGUUUGGAAUGUCCAUCACAGAAUUUGAUCGUCUGUCACUAUGGAAACGUAAUGACCUGAAGAAGAAUGUGUCCCUUUUCUAAUAUUUGGACUUUCAAACUCUCUCCCUCAUGAGAGACCAAUAAAACCCACUCUAAUCUAAUACAGAUGCUAUGCAGACAUUUCAAGAUAAGCAAGCAAGAUGACGCCAUAUUAUCAGAUGAUAUUUCAUAUAUACAGCAGUCUGUGUACAUUAAAGACAAGCUCCAUAUCUGAAAAAGCAGAUUAUUAGUGAUGGAAUCAGCCUGAUCUCAUGAAAAUUCCGUGACUGAGGAAACAUAUUUGCAAAAUGAUAUUAUGUGGUUCAUUAUACGAAUUGAAUCAGUUUCAAUAUGAUGUCCACUGAGGGGCGCUAAAAUCGUCGUUUUACUUGAUUUAUGUGAAAAUGACUUGCAGCGCCUCUUGUGUUUAUUUCACCAGAAAACUGCUGUGAUACAUCUUAUCUACAUCUUAGGUCUCUAUUUCAAUUCUUAAAGUGCCCAGAUACAUUUAUUAUAUAGGCCUAUAUAUUUACACAAUGUUUAAAUCGUAAACCAUCCGUUUUCUUCAAUUGUGGUCACUGAUACUACACUUUUUAAAUUAGAAUGCGAUCAGACUUAAUGUAUUGUAUUCCAAACAUAUAUGGCGCUGUACAUAUUUCAUGUUUUUAUUUAUUGUUGGUGUUGAAAUGUAAAAGUCCAGCUUCAACAAUCGCUUGAUCAACAUUUCUGACACCUAUCAAAAAAGAAAAAUUCUUGAUCAAUCAUUAAUAUAAUGCAUUUAAUUUAUUCAGUUUGACCAUUAAAAUACACUACAAUGUAUGACUCCUAAUCAUGCAAAUAUAGCUACAGUGUAUAUAUAUUGUGGAAAUAUAUCUAAGCUCAGGCUUGGUGCUAAGCUCAGUCUUUUGGUCUUUGUACACUGUUGGCGCUAGAUAGGUUGUAACUUUUGAGUAAAUGACAUUUCCAAAACUACACUAGAAGACCUUUGCUCCACAUGAUGCCAUUAGAGAAUCCAUUUACUUGGUUUUGGAAGCUUGGUUUGGUCAGUUGUCUAUCCACUGCUACUCUAAUGUUAUAAUUUACAUCCACUGUCAGAUUUUUUACUGCCUUCAGUAGUUGCAAUGCCGUGUCCUGGAAUACUGCAUAUUAAAUCAUGCAUUGCACGCUUAGAAUGGAAAAUGUUUAACAGUUAUGUAUCUGUUUGUAGUCAUGAGUAUCACCAUUUUUAUGUAACAACAUUGUGCAAUGUUCACAAUAAAAGCAUCA
This is a messenger RNA of Xyrauchen texanus (razorback sucker), 2950 nucleotides long. RefSeq names its product dematin actin binding protein (gene dmtn). The transcript is spliced from 16 exons. The coding region runs from base 554 to 1747 and encodes 397 amino acids. Gene Ontology annotation, biological process: actin filament bundle assembly; lamellipodium assembly; cytoskeleton organization. Gene Ontology annotation, cellular component: plasma membrane; actin cytoskeleton. The record is from RefSeq and is a predicted model, not a curated record. Gene Ontology annotation, molecular function: actin filament binding. Lineage: Eukaryota; Metazoa; Chordata; Actinopteri; Cypriniformes; Catostomidae.